AUGAGUUUCCGAUUCCCUUAUCAGGAGACCCCGUCGGAGACCAGCUUCAACCGUGAGUUUAACGAUGCAGAGAAGGGUCAACAUGAUAGCUCAGAAAUAAGACUUUCACCACUGAGUAAAGUGCAUGCAUCUGAUAAAGCGGGUGUCGAGGAUGGCCGCCUUACCGCCUUUCCUCCAGUUCACGAGGGAAACAUGUGGUCCGCUACCCAGUCGACUUCGUCCUUUCACAACUCUUGCAAAUCGGACUCCUCGUUGCCAAUCCUGCCUAAACAAAAGAUCGCACCGCCGCCGCCAAAGAAGCAGGAACCCAGAAGAAGUACCCUUUUCGUACUGUGGUUCAACACAUAUAAGCGGCUGUUCACUUUCGUUGUCACUCUUAACCUGAUUGGUAUUAUCCUCACCAGCGUUGGUCAGUUCCAAUAUGCGCAGAACCAUCUUGGUGCUAUGGUUCUUGGAAACCUGCUCUUUGCUAUCUUGAUGCGGAACGAGCUGUUUUUCCGAAUACUCUAUAUGGUUUUUAUUUACGGCCUGAGAAGUUGGGCUCCGAUAAGAAUGAAGUUGAUGGCAGCAUCGUUUCUGCAACAUGUUGGGGGAGUACACUCGGGCUGUGCACUCUCUGGCACUGCUUGGCUGGUGUAUUACAUUGUACAGAUUCUCAGUCACCGCAGCAUCCGUCACCCGGAUGUACUCAUCAGCGGGAUCGUCACCGUCGUCUUCAUCAUAAUAUCCGUGCUGAGUGCAUUCCCAUGGGUUCGAAAUAACCACCACAAUAUCUUUGAGAGGUACCACCGAUUCGCUGGUUGGUUAGGCUUAGCUGCGACGUGGUCUUUCGUUGUCUUGAGUAACGCAUACGAUGCCAACAGUGGUAAAGAUAGUUCCAAUGCACAAUCUUUGAUAACCACGGAAAACAUCUGGUUUACCAUUUUCAUGACGAUCUUAAUCGCGCUCCCUUGGGUCACAAUCCGACAGGUCCCCGUUGAAGUAGAGAUACCCUCGUCCAAGGUUGCCGUCCUUCGUUUCAAUAGGGGAAUGCAGCAAGGUCUUCUUGGACGCAUUGGCCGUUCAGCAUUGAUGGAGUAUCACGCUUUCGGUAUCAUCAGUGAAGGACGCCAUUCCCCUUACCAUUAUAUGGUUUGCGGUGUCCAGGGUGAUUUCACUAAGAGUCUUGUUGCGAAUCCGCCUACAAAGAUCUGGACAAGAGAGUUGAAGUUCGCCGGAAUCGGCCACGCUUCUGCCAUGUUCAACAGGGGUAUUCGCGUCUGCACUGGAACAGGUAUUGGCGCCGCUCUGUCAACAUGCAUUCAAAGCAAAAACUGGUUCCUCAUCUGGAUAGGCUCUGACCAGAGAAAUACCUUCGGAUCGACGAUUUCGCGUCUUAUCCACGAUAACAUUGAGCCUGAUCGAAUGAUACUAUGGGAUACCAAGGAGCGCGGCGGUCGACCGGAUACAAUGCAGCUUCUAAGAGACACUUGGAACAAUUUUGGUGCCGAGGUGAUCUUUAUCACGUCUAACAUGAAGGGUAACGAUGAGAUGAUGCAAGGAUGCCGUGAAGAGGGAAUGCACGCUUUCGGCACACUCUGGGACUUCUGA
Molecule: messenger RNA, 1590 nt
Organism: Fusarium redolens
Lineage: Eukaryota; Fungi; Ascomycota; Sordariomycetes; Hypocreales; Nectriaceae
Exons: 9
Coding region: 1-1590 (529 amino acids)
Source: RefSeq, a predicted model, not a curated record